UUUCCCUGCCAGUUGAGGCUGUAGCUCCUGCUGAAUGUUUGGGCACAGCAUGCUCGCUAUGCCUCGCUGCCUGCGCUCUGCGGCGUUCUGGGCGUUUGUGUACUCCUACAGCCUGCUCUGCACCUGCAUUGCCCUCCUCAAACUCCUCUGCAGCAUCCUAAUGAGGCCACAGAUAACGUUCCAGAGGAUUAGCCGGGAGGUCACGCCAAGCUGUCUGAAUGAUCCUUUUCUUGGCACACACUGCUAUGUGCGGAACAAGGAUUCAGGAUUACGAUUUCACUAUGUUGCUGCUGGAGAAAGAGGGAAACCGUUGAUGCUACUAUUACAUGGGUUUCCAGAGUUCUGGUAUUCCUGGCGUCACCAGUUACGGGAAUUUAAGAGCAAGUAUCGGGUUGUGGCACUUGAUUUAAGAGGAUAUGGAGAAACGGAUGCACCUGCUAAUAAAGAUAGCUACAAGCUAGACUGCAUCAUUGUGGAUGUAAAGGAAAUUGUGGACUCAUUAGGUUACACUAAAUGUGUCCUUAUUGGUCAUGACUGGGGUGGGAUGAUUGCUUGGCUAAUUGCUAUUUGUUAUCCAGAGAUGGUUACCAAGCUGAUUGUUCUAAGCUUUCCACACCCGACUGUGUUUACAGAGUACAUUCUACGGCACCCUUCCCAAUUGAUUAAAUCUGGUUACUACUUCUUUUUCCAAAUGCCAUGGUUUCCUGAACUCAUGUACACUGUAAAUGAUUACAAGGUUCUAAAAGAUCUUUUUACGAGCAGAGAUACAGGUAUUGGAAAGCAUGGUAGUAGGUUCACUGAAGAGGACAUGGAAACAUACCUUUAUAUUUUUUCCCAGCCUGGAGCUCUAAGUGGGCCAUUAAAUCAUUAUCGGAACAUCUUCAGUUGCUUGCCAUUGAAACACCACCAGGUGACCAUGCCAACCUUACUCUUGUGGGGAGAAAAUGAUGCCUUUGUGGAAGUGGAGAUGGCUGAACUGACCAGAGUCUAUGUGAAGAAUUACUUUCAGCUAUCAGUACUGUCAUAUGCUAGCCACUGGAUCCAGCAGGACCAGCCUGAGCUGGUCAAUACAUUGAUAUGGACAUUUUUAGAAGAAGAGAGAUUUGAGAUAAAAGACUGACCCAUCAAUGCAGUCCACCGCUAUUCAGUGAAAACUGUCUAGUAGGACAGGACAUAAUAAGAAAAAAUCAAUCAAUGAUCUAACAAAAGGGCCAUACUUAGCUUGCCUCAGUGAAUAGUCACUGUACUGUAGGCACAGAUGACCUUUGGCUACUGUAUAACUACAUCUCCCAGCAUUCCUCCUCCAGAUGCUGGAAGCUUAACGUUCUCCAAUAGAAAGAGGGCUUGAGGUUAGUUGUCCUUGCAUUGCAGUGUCUAAUAGAAGAUCACUGUGUAAUUAAACAAAGCAAAUUUUCCGAAAAAGCUGUGUCAAUUGUAAAUGCCAGUUUAUAUAGUAGUAUUAUACUUUGCACAUUCACCUGCCUUAACAUUUCUGAGUUUACACUGUACAACAACAAAAAUGAUCAUGGGGUACUGGAUAUUUUAUUUAAUUUACAGCUGUAGUGAGGUGCCUUGUAAAACUCUACUGAAUACAAGGGGGUGUUAUAUUCAAACUGGGCAUAGAGGUACUUAAAUAGUUUUUCCUACUUUUAACAUCAGUAAAUAAAAUACAUAUAUUCAACUAAAGGUCGGUUCACCUGAAGCUAACUUUUAUGUAGUUUUAUAGAAUGGUCACUUUUAAGCAACUUUUCAAUUGGUCUUCAUUAUUCAUUUUUUAUAGUUUUUUUAAAUUAUUUGCCAUCUUCCUCUGACUCUUUCUAGCUUUCAAAUGGUGGUCAAUGACCCCAUCUAAAAUCAAGUACUCUGUUGGGCUACACAUUUAUUGUUAUUGAAACUCUUUAUUACUCAUAGUUUUCUUCAGGCUCUCUCUUAUUCAAAUCAGUGCAUGGUUGCUAGGGGAAUUUGGACCCUAUCAACGAGAUUGCUGAAAUUGCAAACAAGAGCGCUACUGAAUAAAAAGCUAAAUAACUCAAAAACACAAAUUAUAAAAAAUGAAAACCAGUUACAAAUUGUCUCAAAAUAUCACUCCCUACAUUAUACUAGAAGUUAUCUCAAAGUUGAACAACCCCUUUAAGUUUAUAAAUAUACCAGGGGUACUGUGACAAGGAACACCUGACUUUAUAUCUAAUAAAAAAGAGAAACAGACAAACAGAAGGAAUAAGGUAUACUGUAUAUAUAUAUGAUAUAAAAAGGAAUCAAAUAACCAGCAAAUACAUACAUAAAGCCUUUUAUACCAUAUCAAUUGAAGGACUAAAAUAAUUUACAAAUAUGUGAAGUAUCAAAUGAAACAACACGACAUAGAGAAAGUCUAUUUGAUUUAAGCCAUACCUGUUCUGUUGUUUAUUGCCUGUAAUGUAUUAUCAGACCUGAACAUAUUGAAUCAUUUCUGAUCACCCCGUGUUUUGCACCUCUUCCAUUUCAUGAAUGUGUUUAUAUAGUGUAACCCCUCCCUUAUUUAUGUUUUAUAUUAUUUUCAAAACCAGGAUCAUUUAGUAACAGAGGCAAAACGUAAAAAAUCUAUUGAAAAUUGCUGUUUUCCCCACAAUGCAUUUUCCAAUGCUGAAAAGUUCUACAAAAUUCUGCACUCUAUACUAUAUGCCUUGUCAAUGGCAAGUCUAAAGCACACGGCUACCUUGUGCCUGACAUCUUUAUUCAUAUUAAUUGGAGUAACCUAUGCACGGGAAGUAGGCACAUAAAACAUAUUGUAUAGCUAUUUAGAGUGUGUGUUUUUGUGCCUUGCAGCUUUGGUUCAUCAGUAAAUAUUAGAAAAUACCCAGGUGUUCUUUGGUCACUCUUGCUCAGAAGAGGCUUAUGGAGUGAAAUGUGUUAGGAAGGAAAAUAUUGCAGAGAUGCAAAGGCAAGUGUCCUGCCUCGUGUUAUUUGUUCCAUGUAUUUGUCUUUUUUCUUGAUAGUUUAGAUUUUUGUAUUUUUAACACCAAAUAAAUUGGCAUUACUUC
This is a messenger RNA of Xenopus laevis (African clawed frog), 3017 nucleotides long. It is a transcript of the gene ephx4.S, whose product is annotated as epoxide hydrolase 4 S homeolog. The record is from RefSeq and is a predicted model, not a curated record. The transcript is spliced from 7 exons. Gene Ontology annotation, molecular function: catalytic activity; epoxide hydrolase activity. Lineage: Eukaryota; Metazoa; Chordata; Amphibia; Anura; Pipidae. The coding region runs from base 35 to 1120 and encodes 361 amino acids.